GAUGGAAGAAAAUGGUCAUUUUUGUGUUUGUGGUGAAAAUUUUAAGGAAAGAAAACCGCGGGGAUUUUUAGAGAAGCUCUUCUUAGAGAAGUGAGACGCGGUUUCUACAGAAGCGAGAAAUAAACCGCAAUGAUUUUACCAUUUUAUUUGCUUCAAACGAAAACAGAGAGACAGAACGAAAAGGGAAACCCUUUAUCUCAAAAAUCCUGAGUAAAUCAAUGAUCUGAAAGUUCACUUGUGCUCCGCUGGACGAUGAUGAGAUGGAGAAAAGCAGAUUUUCAGAUGUAUAGGAAAACAGCAUCAUGAAGAUUGUGACCAUGAUGAUGAUGAUGAUGAUGAUGAUGAUGUCAUUCUUAUAUUCAACUCUUGCUGAUCAAAGUCUGGUGUGUCAUAAUGAUUUUCACAGCUCCUUCACGUGUGUUUGGAACACUUCAAAACUGAACGUCAGACCCGAGACCAGCUGCUUACUUCGUGUAAUGGUUGAAAACGUAAGCAAUAAACCUGUAAUGACAGCGCAGAUGUCACCUGACCCAACCCAGCCUCACAUUCGCACUGCCACCAUCGUUUUUAAUGAAAAAAAGCGCCGUGUAAUAACGCCAUGGACCGAUAUUCAUGAAGAAGUUAUUUGUAAAGACUACACAGAACCUUUGGCUAAUAUUGAAAAGCAUGUCGCAAGCAACAGUGUAGUGAAAGUGGCUCCUCCUCAGAUAGUGGAAGUUCACGAGCUCAAUGUUUCUUGGAGAAUCGGUUCUUCAAUUCAAGCUCCUUAUGAGUUUCAGGUCCAGUACAGAUCAACUGCUCAGAGCUGGAAGGAUGGGGACUUAAGCAGGACUGAAGAAACUCAUGUGGUGCUUCCAGAGGACAAGUUGUUCUUACACCAGCAGUAUGUGAUCAGGGUGAGAGGCAAGCUUAAAUCACUGUCCGAAGCCAUCUGGAGCGACUGGAGUGAAGAGUACAACUGGACGUCUGAAGUGGGCCAGAUACCCCACACAGACCCCACGCCAGGUGUCUCUGAGAUUCUGGGGCUGGAUUGGUCUUCGCUUGUCACUGGAUUCACGCUGACAGGAAUCACACUGGCUGCCAUAAUAAUGUGUGCCAUUCUCAUCAUGUGCAACAGAAGAACAUGUGUCCAGAAGAAUCAUUCCUUCUAUAUUCCUGAUCCCUCCAAAUUCUUCGGUAAUCUGAAUUCUCAUCAUGGAGGGAAUUUUACGUCUUGGCUGGGUCCGAUUCUAGCGCGUGAGAGCUUCAUCAAAGUGGACACAGAGUUCGUCAGUCCAGUCGAGGUCCUCAAGAAGCAGGACGGCUGCGAUUUCCGCAGCGCACGCAAAAACAGCGGCGUCCUGCAGGACCGAUGGGAAGGCACGACCAAAUCCUCCAACUUUUCAAACUCCACCUACUUCCUGUCCCAGAGCUCCAAGGGGCCCAGCGACACCCUGGAGCCCUGCUCGGCGCACUGCUCCUACGGGCCAGCAGGGGGCGUCAGCGGGCCAGAGACAGUUCUGCAGCGUGACGCUGACAUCACUCACGGCGCCGAAGAGAAGGACAGAGUGAGUGAGCUGGAGUUCUCCAUGAAGAUACUAGAGAAGCUCCGCCAGGACACGCAGAGUCCAGAUUCGGGUUUCGCCGGCGGGGCCGAAGACAGCAUGGAGGAGUCGGACCUCCCCAGUCCGCUGGCCUUAAAUCUGCCCCCUCACUUGCCCCGGGACCUGCCUGUGCCUCAUCCCAUCAUGCACCCGCUCUUGGGCUUUGAUCACAAGGCUGGUUUCCUGGUACCAAGCUGCCUGAUUCCUGGACUAAUGGAACUGGACCUUCAGAGCCCCUGCGAGAUGAUUGAGCCCUCUAGUGGGGAUUACAUGCCAGUGAAAAAUGUGCAGAAUUAACAUUUAAGGCCACACAGACUGUUGUGUUCACAUACAGAUAAUAUCCGUUUAGACUGAAGUGAUAAUGAAUGAUCAGGACUCACUGAGAUUGAGUUAUGGUUUAGCGUAUGAACAGAAACAUACGAUACGAGUGUUUGUUCUGCCAUCAUAUACUCAUCUUAUAUACUCAACAGAAGAUGUUUCUAGUGGAGUGUCUAAGCUGCUCUUGUCUAUUAUAGAUUCAUACGGACUAGUGCUAUGAUACUUGUACGGCGUUUGUUUCGCACUUUCAUUGUGUGUAAAAGAGCAGCGUGAGCAUUCUGCUAAACGUCUUUUGUCUUCCAAAUGAACGACAUGAUGGUCGGCCAUUUGGGUGUCGGACAUUUUGAAUUUUGUCAUAAAAUUCUGUUUUACGAACGCAUGAAUGUAUCAUUACGAAACUUUGUAUGAUUCUUCGAGACCAUGUUCUGAGAGGACCUGAAAAGCUUUGGGUUAGCGCCCUCUAGUGGUCAAGAGAUAUAAUGAAAUUUAUGAAAAUGCUUAUAACAUAUGAAAAAUUAAACAUAUUUUCAUUUAACUUACAUCAUUAGAUUUGUUGGCUUAUGCAGAGGCCUACGAGUCCUACGAUUUGCCAGUUAUUAAAAGAUUUUUGAUAGACCCAACUGAUGUUUUACACUGUGUCAACAAAUUUGACUGCGAGCAUGCCACAAUAGAUAUAUAUCUUUGCAAAGGUUUUGUUUAUUGACACGAAACUUGGUACAUGUCAUCACAGGCAUGACUUGAGGGUGCAUGAAGAGUUUCGUCAUAGCGCCACCUACUGCUUAGAAGUUAUAAACCAUGCUAUUAUAAGUGCUUUAACUGAUGUAAUUUAAACAGCUUUCUCCUUACCUGAUGAUCACAGAUAUCCACAAAUAUUUCCUUUUCUGCCCUUAUUCAGCUUGACCCUGUAAUUGCUGCUUGCAGUUAUAUUUGGAUCUGCUUCCGUUUGCUGUUGUGAGAGUCACACCUGAUUUCAAUACGUUUGUCGCACUCACUGUGUGAACGCAGCUCUGCGGAUGAAACCAGGUCAAGCUAAAUGUUCAGUUUACAAUGUAUAAACCUUUUAAAAACUAGCUGUUUCAGAUGAGAGGAUUUAUUAUAUUUUACACCCUGUAUGUUAUCGUAAUAUAUUAUUUUAAUUUAUAAGAUGUUCAGCAGCAGUGACAUUUAUGCUAAAAUUAGAUGGAAACACAAAAAUAGAAGUAAAACUUGUUAUCACUGUUAUUGUCAUUUUGUUUAUGAUGUUUGCCAUUUCAUCUAAUUUUUAAUUUACAUGUAUAUUUUGAAAAUAAUGCCUGCUGUUUGAAGGAAUGUACGAGAAGUCGUUUUCAGCGACUUCAGUUUGCUGCUAAUUAAUAUAUUAAAGCAUAUUUGUGCCCUGA
Messenger RNA from Ctenopharyngodon idella (grass carp), 3280 nucleotides. Its product is annotated as interleukin-2 receptor subunit beta. The record is from RefSeq and is a predicted model, not a curated record. Gene Ontology annotation, molecular function: cytokine receptor activity; protein binding. Gene Ontology annotation, biological process: immunoglobulin mediated immune response; cytokine-mediated signaling pathway. NCBI's taxonomy places the organism in Eukaryota, Metazoa, Chordata, Actinopteri, Cypriniformes, Xenocyprididae. Gene Ontology annotation, cellular component: external side of plasma membrane.